Vairimorpha ceranae is the source of this 149-nucleotide messenger RNA. RefSeq lists its product as hypothetical. The transcript has a single exon. Lineage: Eukaryota; Fungi; Microsporidia; Nosematidae. The record is from RefSeq and is a predicted model, not a curated record. The annotation marks the transcript as partial.
AUGAAAAAUUUAUCAAAUAAUAUCAUCAAAAGCAUUAGAGGAAAAAAAAAAAUUGCAUAUGAAAGCUUUUUUUACAAUUUCAAGGAACAUUCUGUUGGUAAAUUGGUCUGGAGGUGCAAUAAGAGAGGGUGUCCUUCAUUAUUAAAACC